This is a messenger RNA of Mesorhabditis spiculigera, 1107 nucleotides long. Lineage: Eukaryota; Metazoa; Nematoda; Chromadorea; Rhabditida; Rhabditidae. The record is from the annotation of a GenBank genome assembly.
AUGGUCUGUGGCAGCUAUGGUGGUGGCCAAACGGGGCUGGAAAGCCCUUUCGUUGGUGGAAAACGCAAAGGUACCGUCGACGGUAUUGAGAUCAUCGAAUUUGACUUGGCGUACUCCAACAGCGAUGGCCUGUUCGUUCGAGCGCUCAGCUUUUUGAAGUUUGCAGUGCGCAGUAUCGGUAUUGCACUAACCGAGCGUUACGACUUGGUUUUUGCGACCACGACGCCUUUGACAGCCGGUAUACCCGGGAUAUUCGCCCGGUGGUUUCGCAAUAAGCCGUUUAUAUUCGAGGUGCGGGACCUCUGGCCCGAGCUGCCGAAAGCGAUGGGUGUCAUUCGUAAUCCGGUAAUCCUUGCCGCCAUGUCUUUUCUUGAGUGGGCAAGCUAUCGCUCGGCUCACCGGGUCAUUGGGUUGUCGCCGGGUAUUGUGGAUGGCAUUGCGCACCGCGGUGUGGCGCGUGAUCGGAUCGAAAUGAUCCCAAACGGUUGUGACCUGGAUAUUUUCAACACGCCUGCUGAGCCAUGGUUGCCGGCUGGAGUGGAUAAAAGUCAUCUGGUAGCGGUCUUUGCGGGUACGCAUGGGGUGGCCAACAAGCUGGACGCGGUGCUCGAUGCGGCUCGAGAGCUGAAACUGCGAAAGCGCGAUGAUAUCCGGCUGGUUUUGAUCGGGCAGGGCAAGCUCAAGCCCGCGCUUCAGAAGCGUGCAACGGAAGAACAGCUGGACAAUGUGAUAUUUCAUGACCCGGUGAACAAAGCCCGGUUGUCCGGUUUGAUGGCCAGCGCGGAUCUGGGGCUGCAAAUAUUGGCAAACGUACCGGCCUUUUACUACGGAACGUCGCCUAACAAGUUUUUCGACUAUAUCGCUUCGGGGCUGCCUGUUUUAAAUAACUAUCCAGGCUGGCUCGCCGAGAUGAUUUCCACGGAAAACUGCGGUUUUGUCGUACCUCCUGAUGAUGCUGCUCUUUUCGCAGAUGCGUUGAUACAGGCGGCAGAUGAUCGUGACGAGCUGCGGGCCAAGGGCGCACGAGGCAGAGAAUUGGCGGUCAGAGAGUUUGACCGACGUAAGUUGGCUGAUCGGUUUGUGGAUUGGCUGGAGGGUGUUGCCAGA